AAAUUAUGCCAGCAGCACCAGAGUCCCUCCCUCUGGUGACGUGCCAGCCCAUUGGUCAGACCGCCCUGUGCCCCUCAUUUAGCCCCACCCUCUCUCCUGGCAGAUCCAUGCUGCUGGACACGCCCCACAGAGCCACGCCCACACCAUGAGUGCCAACGGGCCAGCCAACGCCCCUGCGGCCCCGGCUGCAACCCCAGUUACCCCGCCGGUGCCCAGUCCGGUAGCCGCCCCUCCGGCUGCCCCGGUCCCGGUGUCGACUGUCCCGGUGGGCGCAUUGGCACAAAAGAAGCGGGCGCAGUACGCCAAAAGCAAGAAGCAGGGGAGCAACGCCAACACCAGGCCAGCCAGGGCCCUGUUCUGCCUCAAACUCAACAAUCCCAUACGAAGAGCCUGCAUCAGCCUGGUAGAGUGGAAGCCAUUUGAUAUCUUUAUAUUAAUAGCUAUUUUUGCCAACUGUAUGGCCUUAGCUGUGUACAUCCCCUUCCCUCAGGAUGACUCCAACUCCACCAACCAUGACCUGGAAACGGUAGAACAUGUCUUCCUCGUCAUUUUCACUAUUGAAACCUUUCUGAAGAUUAUCGCCUACGGUUUAGUGGCGCACCAGAACGCGUAUGUGAGAAACGGAUGGAACAUGCUGGAUUUUGUCAUCGUCGUUGUCGGGCUGUUCAGUGUUGUCCUGGAGCUUUUGACCAAAGACUCUGUUGAGACGAAGGAGGAAGCGGAGGCGGGUGCGGCUGCGGCGGCCGCUGCGGCGGCAGCGCUCCACCCCUCCGCCCAAGGCCACGGGGGAAAGUCGGGCGGCUUCGACGUCAAAGCCCUCCGAGCCUUCCGUGUGCUGCGACCCCUACGCCUGGUCUCAGGAGUGCCCAGUUUACAGGUUGUGUUGAACUCCAUUAUUAAAGCCAUGGUUCCUCUCCUCCACAUCGCCCUGCUGGUCCUGUUUGUCAUCAUCAUCUACGCCAUCAUCGGCCUUGAGCUCUUCAUUGGUAAAAUGCACGCUACCUGCUUCUUCCCCAGCACAGGCAUGAUAGCGGAGGACGAGCCGGCUCCAUGUGCGAUCUCAGGGCACGGGCGCCAGUGUCCCAUCAAUGGCACCGAGUGCAGGGAGGGCUGGCACGGCCCCAACGACGGCAUCACCAACUUUGACAACUUCCUGUUCGCCAUGCUGACCGUGUUCCAGUGUAUCACCAUGGAAGGCUGGACAGACGUGCUCUACUGGAUGAAUGACGCUAUGGGUCUAGAGCUUCCAUGGGUCUACUUUGUAUCUCUGGUCAUCUUCGGCUCCUUCUUUGUUCUGAACCUGGUUCUGGGAGUGUUGAGCGGAGAGUUCUCCAAGGAGAGAGAGAAGGCCAAGGCUCGUGGAGACUUUCAGAAACUGAGAGAGAAGCAACAGCUGGAUGAGGACCUCAAGGGCUACCUGGACUGGAUCACUCAGGCCGAGGACAUCGAUCCAGAGAACGAGGACGAGGAGGGCUACGAGGAGGGCAAACACAACCGGGUGACUCUGGCUGACCUCACAGAGAAGAAGAAAGGAAGCAGGUUUGGGUGGUUCAGCCAGUCCUCCGACACUCAUGUGAGUAUACCAGCCAGUGAGACGGAGUCGGUGAACACAGAGAACGUGGCCGAGGAUGAGGUGAAGACACCGUGCUGCGGACCUUUUUGUCAAAAAAUUUCAAAGUCAAAGUUCAGUCGGCGCUGGCGUCGCUGGAACAGGUUCUGCCGCAGAAAGUGCCGGGUGGCGGUGAAAUCGGUGCCUUUCUAUUGGCUGGUGAUCAUCCUGGUGUUUCUCAACACGCUCACCAUCUCCUCCGAGCACUACAACCAGCCUGACUGGCUCACACAAGUACAGGACGUGGCAAACAAGGUUCUGCUGGGCAUGUUUACGUGUGAGAUGAUGACCAAGAUGUACAGUCUGGGCCUGCAGGCCUACUUUGUGUCCCUGUUCAACCGAUUUGACUGCUUCGUGGUGUGUGGAGGCAUCACCGAGACCAUCCUGGUAGAGCUGGCCAUCAUGUCUCCUCUGGGCAUCUCCGUGUUCCGCUGUGUCCGCUUGCUCAGGAUCUUCAAGGUCACACGUCACUGGCAGUCUCUCAGUAACUUGGUGGCGUCGCUGCUCAACUCCAUGAAGUCCAUCGCCUCCCUGCUGCUCCUGCUCUUCCUCUUCAUCAUCAUCUUCUCCCUGCUGGGCAUGCAGGUGUUCGGGGGCAAGUUCAACUUCGACGAGACGCAGACCAAGAGGAGCACCUUCGAUAACUUCCCCCAGGCACUGCUCACUGUGUUUCAGAUCCUGACGGGUGAAGACUGGAACGCUGUGAUGUAUGACGGCAUCAUGGCGUACGGCGGCCCUUCUUCCUCGGGGAUGAUCGUCUCCUUCUACUUCAUUAUCCUCUUCAUCUGCGGAAACUACAUCCUGCUGAACGUCUUCUUGGCUAUCGCUGUGGACAAUCUGGCAGACGCAGAGUCUCUCAACGCUCCAGGAGACAAAAAGGACGAGAAAAAGGAAGAGGCACCAGUGGAGGAGGAAGAGGAGAAUGCUGCAGCAGAGGAGGAGGAGGAGCCAGAGGUUCCAGCAGGGCCACGCCCAGCCAUCUCUGAGCUGGUCAAGAAGGAGAAGAUCACCCCCAUCCCUGACGGCAGCGCUUUCUUCAUCUUCAGCAAGACCAACCCGAUCCGGGUGGGAUGUCAUAGACUCAUCAACCACCACAUCUUCACCAAUCUCAUCCUGGUCUUCAUCAUGCUCAGCUCUGUCUCCCUCGCUGCAGAGGACCCCAUACGCAACUUCUCCGCACGCAACAUCAUACUUGGUUACUUUGACUAUGCUUUCACGGCUAUCUUUACUGUUGAGAUCCUGUUGAAGGUCCUAGGCUAUGCAGAUUAUGUCUUCACUAGCAUGUUUACAUUUGAGAUCAUGUUGAAGAUGACCACAUACGGAGCGUUCCUCCAUAAAGGGGCGUUCUGUCGGAACACCUUCAACCUGCUGGAUCUGCUGGUGGUGGGGGUCUCCCUGGUCUCCUUCUGCAUCCAGUCCUCCGCCAUCUCUGUGGUGAAGAUUCUGAGAGUCCUGCGAGUGCUCAGGCCCCUGAGGGCCAUCAACCGAGCCAAGGGCCUCAAGCACGUGGUCCAGUGUGUGUUCGUGGCCAUCAGGACCAUCGGUAACAUCAUGAUCGUCACCACGCUGCUGCAGUUCAUGUUCGCCUGCAUAGGGGUGCAGCUCUUCAAGGGGAAGUUUUACCGCUGCACGGACGAAGCCAAGUCUGGCCCCGACGAUUGCAAGGGCACCUACAUCCUUUAUAAGGACGGGGACGUGAACCAGCCGUUCAUCCAUAAGAGAGUGUGGCACAACAGCGAGUUCAACUUUGACAACGUGCUCAUGGCCAUGAUGGCUCUGUUCACGGUGUCUACCUUCGAGGGCUGGCCUUCGUUGCUCUACAAAGCCAUAGACUCGAACAGGGAGAACCUGGGUCCCAUCUACAACUACCGCAUCGAGAUCUCCAUCUUCUUCAUCAUCUACAUCAUCAUCAUCGCCUUCUUCAUGAUGAACAUCUUUGUGGGUUUCGUCAUCGUUACAUUCCAGGAGCAGGGAGAGAAAGAGUACAAGAACUGUGAGCUGGAUAAGAACCAGCGUCAGUGUGUGGAGUAUGCCCUGAAGGCCCAUCCGUUGAGGAGGUACAUCCCUAAGAACCCCUACCAGUAUAAGUUCUGGUACGUGGUCAACUCCACCGGGUUUGAGUACAUCAUGUUCGUCCUCAUCAUGCUCAACACACUCUGCCUGGCUGUGCAGCACUAUGGCCAGUCUGCGACAUUUAACUAUGUGAUGGACAUCCUCAACAUGGUCUUCACUGCUGUUUUCACUGCGGAGAUGGUGCUCAAACUCAUCGCCUUCAAACCCAGGCACUAUUUCACUGAUGCGUGGAACACGUUUGAUGCCUUAAUUGUAGUUGGUAGCGUCGUUGAUAUUGCUAUCACUGAAGUGAACAACACGGAGGACAACGCUCGCAUCUCCAUCACCUUCUUCCGCCUCUUCCGAGUCAUGCGAUUGGUCAAACUGCUGAGCAGAGGGGAGGGGAUCCGCACCCUCCUGUGGACCUUCAUCAAGUCUUUCCAGGCUCUGCCAUAUGUUGCCCUUCUGAUCGCCAUGCUCUUCUUCAUCUAUGCUGUCAUUGGCAUGCAGGUGUUUGGGAAGAUAGCCAUGGUGGACGGCACCCAUAUCAACCGGAACAACAACUUCCAGACCUUCCCUCAGGCCGUGUUGCUGCUCUUCAGGUGUGCCACGGGCGAGGCGUGGCAGGAGAUCAUGUUGGCGUGUAUUUCGGGAAAGCUGUGUGACCCAGAGUCGGACUACAACCCUGGGGAGGAGAUGACCUGUGGCGCCAGCUUCGCCUACAUCUACUUCAUCAGCUUCUACAUGCUCUGUGCCUUCCUGAUUAUCAAUUUGUUUGUGGCGGUCAUCAUGGACAACUUUGACUACCUUACUCGCGAUUGGUCCAUCCUGGGUCCUCACCACUUGGACGAGUUCAAGAGGAUCUGGUCUGAGUACGACCCAGAGGCCAAGGGCAGGAUUAAACAUCUGGACGUGGUCACUCUGCUUCGACGCAUCCAGCCUCCCCUGGGCUUCGGCAAACUCUGCCCUCAUAGAGUGGCCUGCAAGAGACUGGUGGCCAUGAACAUGCCUCUAAACAGCGACGGCACCGUCAUGUUCAAUGCGACGCUGUUUGCGUUAGUACGCACCGCCCUGAAGAUCAAAACAGACGGUAAUCUGGAGCAGGCCAACGAGGAGCUGAGAGCCGUCAUCAAGAAGAUCUGGAAGAGGACCAGCAUGAAACUGCUGGAUCAAGUGGUGCCCCCUGCUGGUGAUGAUGAGGUAACCGUGGGGAAGUUCUAUGCCACCUUCCUGAUACAGGACUACUUUAGGAAAUUCAAGAAACGUAAAGAGGAGGGCCUGGUGGGGGUGCACGCCUCCCAGAGCAACACAGCCAUCGCUCUACAGGCUGGCCUUCGCACGCUACAUGAUAUUGGGCCCGAAAUUCGACGAGCGAUAUCAUGUGACCUGCAAGAUGAGGAGCUAGUAGACUUUAUUCCAGAGGAGGACGAGGAGAUUUAUAGGCGCAAUGGUGGCCUGUUCGGUAACCACAUCAACCAUGUGAACGGGGACCACCACCGGCGCUCGUCAGGGCAACAGACCAACACCACCCAGCGGCCCCUGCAGGUGCAGCCACCUCCGCACUAUGCCCACAUGGAGCAGCCGGUGGGGCGUCUCUGCCGGACCAACGUCAUGUCCCACCAGCACCCCAAUCAGCACCACCACCACCACAACUCCUCAUACGGCAAGUCGCCCAAGUCCACCAAUGUCAACCUGAACAACGCCAACGUGUCCAGUCUGCCCAACGGAGGAGGACACCACCACCGUUACUAUGAGUACACUCCGCCCCCCGCCAACGGUUACCCGGGACACGGCGGUGGCCUCUACUACACCGACUUCGACAAGCCGCCACCUCGCGGCACGCCGCAGGGACAAAGGCGCUACUAUGAGACCUAUGUUAGGUCCCACCGGGGAGACGCCCGCCUUCCCACCAUCCGGCGGGAGGAGUUUGAUGAUGACAGGUUCUCGGGAGAGUAUUACAGCGGGGAGGAGUUCUACGAGGAUGACAGCAUGUUGUCAGGAGACAGGAGGUCCUAUAUGGAACACGUGGACAGGUACCAGAACAGUGACACGGAGUACGAGACGCCGAGAGGCUACCAUCACCCCAACAGUUACUACAAUGACGAUGAGCAACCCCUCUACCAAGACGGAAGGAGGUCGCCUAAGAGACGGAUGCUUCCUGCCACGCCCCAAGGUCACAGGAGGCCCUCCUUCAACUUUGAGUGUCUGAGAAGGCAAGGCAGUCAGGACGAGCUGCCACACCAACGCACUGCUCUACCACUGCACCUAAUGCAGCACCAGGUGAUGGCUGUAGCAGGGCUGGACUCCAGCAGAGCCCACCAUCUCUCCCCCUCCCGCUCCACCCGCUCCUGGACUACUCCCCCCGCCACUCCGUCCAGUAAGGAGCAGUCGCCCUACUACACGCCCCUCAUCCGGGUGGAUCAACCCGGGAGCAGAGUGUCUGAAUCUCCUCUUCUCUUCGGGGAGAGUGCCGUCAGCAGCCAGGUGCCUCUGAGGAAGAGCUCUUGGUACACAGACGACCCAGAGUACUCCCAGGGGAUCUAUUCCCCCGUCCACCUCCAGGUGGCCCCGGAGUACCACCAGCAGCGCAAUCAGAAGAGCGCCACCAGCUUGGUGGAGGCGGUGUUGAUAUCAGAGGGUCUCGGGAGAUACGCCAUGGAUCCAAAGUUUGUGGCCGCCACCAAGCACGAGAUAGCGGACGCGUGCGAGAUGACCAUCGACGAGAUGGAGAGCGCGGCCAGCCACUUGCUGAGCGCUGGCGUGGCGCCGGCGGUUAACGGGGUCCACGUGUACCCCGUCAUGAGCGAGCGGGACUACGACCUCCAAGACGCCACAGCCAGUUAUAGUGAUGAGGAGCCGGAGGUGGAGCUUAGAGUGGUGUACGAGGAGGACCUGGCUGACGAGAUGAUCUGCAUCACCACUUUAUAGCAUCGGCUGGAGAAUAAACGACUAGAAGUGAACUUCUAGCUGUAUGUACUCUACUUAAUAUAGACUACAGCACCGACAGUGGAAAACCCAAUGAGAAAUGCAUCUAUUGGCUUACGACCAAAAGAAGUGCCUUUUACAUGGAAGAGAAAGGUACCUAUGAGGAGAGAGAGAGAGAGAGAGAGACACACUGGCUCCGCCCACUUAUCCUGUAACUCGCCCUCUGCCAGCCAGGGCAUUCACGUCAACGUCUGUCAAUCACAGGGCCAGGAACCAAUCCUGGUGCCAGGAAACUAUGCUAGUUCCGCCCUCCCAGACCGGCACUACUGGCACAUGGUGGACCAUGCCCGUAGGUCAUAGGUUACAGUCUGGAAGUGACACAGGCUCAUCAACGAGCCAGUCGCAGAUGAGAACAUGGAGUGUCAGCGGAGGAGGUGGACCUAUUGGCAGAGGGCGUGAGGUACCGGGCCGGGUCAUUAAGGGUGUUGACAAUCAGAUGAAAGAUGUCAUUCCCUCUGUCACUUUAUUAAGGUUUUGGCAUAUCAUGCAAGUUUUCAAUGCAAGCGUAGAAAGGCAUAUCUCCCCCACCUAACCCCCCUCCCCCUAGCUGUUUUAGUUUAAGAUUAACUAGUUUAAGUAUGCAGGAGAUAUCAGUCACAUUUAUAGCAUCAUCAAACCAGAAUUAUUCACUGAGUGGUUCAAACCCUGAAUGCUGAUUGGCUGACAGCAUUGGUAUAUCAGACCGUAUGCCACGGGUAUGACGAAACAUGUAUUUUUGCUGCUCUAAUUACGUUGGUAACCAGUUUAUAAUAGCAAUAAGGCACCUCGGGUUUGUGGUAUAUGGCCAAUAUACCACGACUAAGGGCUGUAUGCAGGCAUUGAAUUGUGCGUAAGAACGGCCCUUAUAGCCGUGGUAUAUUGGAAAUAUACCACACCCCCUCGUGCCUUAUUGCUUAAAUAUACACUUCUGAGGUGACUACUAGCAUUUGGGAUAAAUGCACUAGCAGGCAGGUUGUUUUUAGUCUUAGAAUAGCCUGAUAAUUAAUAUUUCAUAGUAGAUACACUGUAAAUGAAUUGUAUUAUAUUAACAAACAAAAAAAACUUUGUAAAGAGAUGUUCUAUAUUUUGUAAUGAUGUACCAUUUCAAAAGGUCAGCAAUACACGCCGUAAUGAGUCCUAUUAUGCUACCAGGAAAGACGUUUGCUGGUGUUAUUAUUUUAUUAGGUACAACAUUCUGAGAUGAAUUGGUCUUUUUCUUUGUUGUUGCUCAUAUGCAUCCUUGGCUUGUCUGUGAAAGCGUUUGGUUCUUGGUGUAACAACACAGCUGCACAAGAUAUGCAAAUGUUUUUUGUGUUUUUUUAACUUGUUUUAUGAGCGAGGGUAAGAACACUUUGUGCGCCCCUCCAACCACACCAGUACCACAACGUUAAGUCCCCCUUUUUACUAAGGGCAUCUUUGUUGGACUUGAAGUUAGCUAGGCUUCAAGGAGGCUACUCCACCUUAAUAAAGAUGUGAUGAUAAACAUUUGUGUUUGCAUAUGUUGUGCAGGGCAGGUGCACAGCACGGGAAGGUCAAAUGCUUUAGUGCAUUGACAACGCUGCUUCACCCAUUUUGAGAUUCAUUCUACAACUUCAUUCAUCUCAUCUAUCCCAACUGAAAUGCCUUCUGCUGCUGAAAGAAAACGAUAUGAUCGAAGAAGUGAGAUGAACGGGAAUCUCUGUCGUUCUCAAUGCUUGUGUUGGGAUUCUUCCUCAAUAUAUGAUUCAUGUCAGUUAAUUCCACCGAACCCUUUCAAACUGAAUCAUCCUAAUCACUUGGCCUUCAUGUUGUUGUUGCUGUGUGAGGCUUGUGACAAACUGAGCCUGUGUGAGCCAGGAUAGACCGGAUUGGCAUGGUAGCUGACUGGUGAGGCACGUAAUUCAUCAGGGGUGUUCACAGGACAGAUGAGACCUUAAUGAGGCAUCAUGGUCUAGGUGGGUCCACAGUCUCUGCCAUUGUUCUCUUUUUUUUCUGUUGUGUUGUCGUGUCUUAUUGGGUUUAAGCUGGAGAGAGGCUAAGCAAUACUAAACCCCACUCUUCUCGGCGUCUCUCUCUCCGGCUUCUCUCUGCAUACGCUAUACCACGUGGUGGUCCAGCACCGUCUGGGGAAAACAUAUCAGCCUCCCUCUCAACCAACCAGUCUCUUUCCCACAGCGAGCUUCUCCUUCCGAUGAGAAGGGAGCGUUUGUACUGCGGCUCGUUUUUACCAGAAAACUCCACUCUUGUGGCUCUUGACGAAAGUUGAAAAUUGAUGGACCACAAAAUGACUUUACGCAAACAGACAAAAAUAUAGACAACAAAGGAUCAAGCUUUUUUCCCCAGGCGCUGCCCUGGAGAUUUUGAAUAAGCUCAGACGAUGGGUAGGUGAGGAGACGUGUGAUCUGUAGUUCAUGAGGGUUUGAUUUGUAGUUCACGAGUUCGCAAUGCGUUCUCAGUCAACCGAAUACUGUCGUGAAAAUGUAGGUUUUCCACUUUGCGUGCACAUUGAAAGGGCUCUUUGAAUCAUUUGUGAGUUAAAAAUAAAAUAAAAAAGUGUUCUGGUCUUUUUGUUGAUAACUAUCUUGUGAAAGGACCAAUGUGAAUUCCAGGCACAUUGUACUAUUCGUAGCAAUUACUGAACUGAAAAUAUGCAUUGUUUUUUAAACACUUGUGUUAAGCAAAAGAUAAAACCAAUUUACUUUUACCUCAUGUCAGGGAUUCCUGAAAAAAGAAAAGAGAAAACGAGUUGGUUCUAUACCAAUGGUAUUUAAAUAUUAGCACAUAGCUGUUUGUCUUUGCACAAGUAACUGUAUAGUACCAAUGUUUCUCAUUUUUCUAUACAAAUGUUUGUGUAUUAAGGUGAGACAAUUUUGUACUUUUUUGUGACUGUGUGUAUGGUUUAGUGAAAUCUAUAUUUGUCAUUCACCUUACAUUGCUGGGACAGAAAUAUGAAAGAACCAAUGAAAUAAAACAUUUUCAAGGUGCACUGUUCCUCUGUUUGCGGGUUAAAAAUGGUAAUAUAACAGUUUACAGAGAAAGACUUGUUGCAUCGUUUUCAUUCUAUCAUUAUAAUUAUUAUGAUUACUAUUACUACUAUUACUGUUAUUAAAUAUGUAAUAAAACAAAUGUAUGGAAAGACCCGUGGCAAUGUUCUCUACUUGAAAGUCCCCAAACAUUUGCUCUGUGAUGUUUUUAUUCAGUAAACAUGAUUUCUCUUAGUAGCAAAUGCGUUAUUUUGACACAUUUUUUGUUGUAUUUUCCCAUUUUAUUUUGGCCUUGAAUUCAUUUGAAUCGAUAAUAUUUUAUUUUCUAAUGAUUAUUACUGAAUAAACUUAACACUGAAAUUCUG
Molecule: messenger RNA, 9953 nt
Organism: Oncorhynchus nerka (sockeye salmon)
Lineage: Eukaryota; Metazoa; Chordata; Actinopteri; Salmoniformes; Salmonidae
Product: voltage-dependent L-type calcium channel subunit alpha-1D-like
Exons: 48
Coding region: 146-6589 (2147 amino acids)
Biological process (GO): calcium ion import across plasma membrane
Cellular component (GO): membrane; voltage-gated calcium channel complex
Molecular function (GO): high voltage-gated calcium channel activity
Source: RefSeq, a predicted model, not a curated record